AUGCAACCAGCGGGUUUUGCCGAACCCCCCGAGGGUCCCGGCGCAACAUCGGUGGGCGGCGAGUGGCUCGACGGCUCGGUGAGCGCCCGCCGUAGGAGCUCGUCCCGCGGCUCUCGCGGACUGGUCCAUCCCAUCUCCUCGCCGUCGCCGGGCAAGUCGUCGACUCCAUCGUCGCCGUCAAAGUCUUCCCCUUCGCCACGCCCCGGGCGGAAGCGCCGCAAUGAGGAUGGCGACAACAACGACAUUGUCGCCGCUCUCGCCGCUGCUGCCGCAAGCGCCGGCCCGACGGCCGGCUUUGUCGACAACCUCACGAUCGACUGCUAUGGCUCGGAUACCGGAACAUCGAUCGGUGAGCUCACGCCGCGGCGGAUCAGUGCCCGGCUCCGGCAACAGCGGCGGAACAAGGAGAAGCAGGCAAGUCGCGUCGCGCCCGAGGCUGGGUCUGACAAGCGCCAGCAGAAGAAGGCCAAGCAGAAGAAGGUCUCGAUUGGCAAGGGGAAGGGUUCGGAGUCGGACUGGUGGUCGGACGACGAGGGUGCGAGUGGAGUGGCUGGCCAUGCCGAGAAGAGUGAGCCCAAGACUGUGGGAGCGGUGGAAGCAAAGGGAUCGGCAUCAAAGUCGAACUCGAGCUCGUGCUCUGAUACUGGCACGGUCCAGUUUGCGCGGCCUGUGGUGGACAUGACAGGGCUGAAUGAGUACCACCCGUCGCCAGCCGGCUACAGCGACGGGUACAACGGCGAUGCAUACGAGCCCGAGUGGAUGGGCACGCUGGAGGAGACUGCGGCGCGGUGCUCGUCGCCGGGGCGGACGCGGUACGCCAAGCGAAUUUACUCUGUGGCCAUGCCGAACGUACACCUUCCCGCGGCGGCGCAAUCGCAUUCGAAGCGGUGGAUUUCGUCACACCCGCAGGAGCUUGUCGAGGCCGUGGCCAAGUCGCUUCCUGUGAGUGCGUACCAGUCCGCGCCGCAGUCGCUCAACAUCACGCUGGCAGCGUCGUCGAUAGGCGAUCCACUGGUGGGCAUCACGCCUACGGGCGAGCGCGUGACGCGGUCCGCUAUGGCCGAGUCGCGGACAAUCGACUGGCGCGAGCUGUACCAGUCGUCGGAGAAGCACAGAAGCGCGGCGAAGCGGUAUCAGGAGGAAAACCCCCUGGCGGCGCGGUCUCUGUCGUCGCCGGUGCGGCCGGUCAACCCCGAGUACGGGUACGGUGCGCAUGGGCUCUCGCGCGGGGCGGUGGACCGGCAGCAGCUUCUUGCGGAGGGCAUCGACCUUGUGUUCAAGGGAGGCGGGGCAAAGGGCAACGUGUUCAUCGGAGCCAACCAGGCGCUUAUCAAGCGCGGGCUCAAGCACCGGCGGAUUGUGGGCACGUCUGCCGGAGCGUUCAACGCCAUGAUGCUGGCCAUCGGCGUGCCGCCUGCGGAGCUGCACAGGACCAUCCUGUCGGACAUGCGGAACAACGUGGGCGAGGUGAAGCCGGCGAUGGAGGCUGUCAUGCUCGACCUGCCGCUGCCGAAGGACUGCCCCCAAGAAGACCGCGAGGACUCGCUGGUGAUGAAGGCGCUCCGAGCGAUCUCGCCGCCGCUGGUGCCCCAGGUUGUGGACUCGAUUCUGCAGUGGGGCGUGGUCAACAUGCUCUUCAACCACUCGCAGCUGUUCCGGCUCGGGCACUCUGUGGUGGAGCUCGGCGGAGCGCUUGUGGGCGAGAUGGUUGUGCACUACCUCAACGACCUCAUGCACGAGUACUACCCCGAGGCGCUGGGCCACAUUCCGGAGCCGACGCUGGAGGACCUGUACCAGGCAACGGCGGCAGACCUGACGGUGGUUGCUGCCGACGUGACCAACGAGCAGCGGCUGAUUCUCAACCACCGGACGGCGCCCAACUGCCCGGCGGCGUGGGCGGUGCGGAUGUCGAUGGCGCUGCCUGCGGCGUACCGGUACGUGGUCUGGCGGGAGGAGUGGGGUCUUUACAUGGGCGGGAGCGAGGUCAUCGGGGCGCGGGUCGUCGACGGCGGCAUUGUGGACGUCUUUCCGCUCGACCUCCUCCUUGACUCGGACCCUAUUGUCAUCCACGCCAUGGGCCGUGAGCACGAGUUCAAGUACGAGGCAGACAUGCGGCCGAUGAUCGGCUUCCUCAUCGACGACGACCUCGAGGUGCCGGACGCGCCGCCGCCGCCGCACACCGAGUCGAGCGGCAUCGUCGCCGCCGUCACCUCGUUUGGCCCGGUCAAGUACCUCUCCGGCAUGCUUGACACUGCGCUCUCUGCCGGCUAUCACACCAUCCAGGAAGCAUUCCCCGACCUCGUUUGCCCGCUCCCUGCACAGGGCUACGAUACAAUGGAGCUCGCCAUGACUGCCGAGCGCCUCGAGGCGCUCAUUGCUGCUGGCGAGGCUGCAACCGACAAGUUCCUUGACACUGUCUGGCCGCUCACCCGCAAAACCCGCUCGCCGCUGCGGCGAAUCGGUAUCUAA
Messenger RNA from Thecamonas trahens ATCC 50062, 2469 nucleotides. RefSeq names its product patatin. Lineage: Eukaryota; Apusomonadida; Apusomonadidae. Gene Ontology annotation, biological process: lipid metabolic process. The coding region runs from base 1 to 2469 and encodes 822 amino acids. The record is from RefSeq and is a predicted model, not a curated record. The transcript has 3 exons.